AUGGCCUAUGGCAUGUCUGCAGUGCCUACACCUGUCAAGAGUUGUUGCUCAGAACUGGUACGGAGGGGAGGUGGUUACCUAAAGAUCGUGCAAAUCCUCAUGGUCUCAUCAGCCAUCAUGGGCUUCCUGGCUCUGGUGCCAAAUUUCAGAACUCUGAACAGAUUCCUUGGCAUUGAAACCACCACCUGGUUCUCCUUCUUGACCUGCUAUAUUACAGGUCUCUGUCCCUCAGCAAUCCUGGGAAUAGCCGGUCAGACCAUGUACAUGUUGAAGGCCUACAAACGUGCUGUCGAGCGCUUCAUCCACCUCAAUUUCGACUGGGCCUUCUACUUGGGCUGGGGCACCUUCCUGAUGUACCUCUUGAGCGAUACUGGUGUUCUACAUGCCAAGCUACCCCCACCCCCAGAGCUUCUGGGCCAGGAAGACAGGACUGCAGCAUCGAGUGACUCAAUAAGGCCCGACCAAUGGCUGCUCUAUCGGACUCUCCAAUCACCCCACACGUUACAUCACCUAGACCCCUGCCAGUCCCGUAGUCCCCGGACCCGGGAAAUAACGUCCAGGAUGCCAGACUGCAGGGUUGCAGCCACACUCUGCGGCACUCUCUCCCUCACCUUCCUUGUUGUGGCUCUCAGCACGGAUGCCUGGGUAGUGGCCAAUGGCCCGAGGAAUAGCAUUCAUGCCGGCCUGUGGGGAAACUGCCUGAAUGGGGACUGCAUCCUGUUCAAGUCAUAUGGUAACAUCAGCAUCAACGUCACAAGGGCCUUCACAAUUAUCUCCAGCAUAUGCGGGGUGAUAACGGUCGUCUUCUUCAUCAUUUCCUUCUUCCCAUCGCUCUCCUCCUCUCUGCCCUACCUCCCCCUCACUUCCUGCAUCUCUGCAUUUACUGCAGGGAUCUGUGGCCUGGUGGGCAUGGCUGUGUAUACAGGAGAGUUCUGGGAGAAUUCCUACUCAAAACCCACCAUUCAGGUCUUCUUCGCCUGGUCUUUCUACCUGGGAUGGGCCUCCGUCAUCCUAUUCGUCAUGACUGGUAUCCUGAGCAUCUUCCUUCCCAGAGGAGGCUAUGACUCACUUGGGUAAUGAUCUCAGAAGCCUGUGGGUACAGAGUCAUGUUAGGCUGUUCAGAAAGCAGCCUAGUCUCUGUUCCUUUCUCCCAUCAUCCCCAGCCCUUCAUUCAUUCAUUCAUUCAAUUGUAUUUA
Molecule: messenger RNA, 1196 nt
Organism: Tachyglossus aculeatus (Australian echidna)
Lineage: Eukaryota; Metazoa; Chordata; Mammalia; Monotremata; Tachyglossidae
Gene: NKG7
Product: natural killer cell granule protein 7
Exons: 9
Coding region: 1-1077 (358 amino acids)
Cellular component (GO): plasma membrane
Source: RefSeq, a predicted model, not a curated record